AUGAUUGCAAUUGUCACGGGAAGCCCAAGAAAACAGAAAGAAAUAGAAAAGUAUAUUGACGGACGCAUUGAGUAUACCUUCGUAUCCCACGAUCUUGUAGAGAUCCAGGGAACGUCUCUGGAGGUGGUGAAGCACAAGCUUCUGUCGGCGCACAAGCUAGUGAAUGGCCCGGUUUUAGUCGAAGACUACUCUCUAUACAUAGACAUUCUGUGCGGGUUCCCUGGGCCGUACGUUAAGUCUCUGCUGGGCAAUGGAGAGCUAGGCAGAAUAGUAAAAAAUCUCUCUCCUCUAGGGGAGAUAGCAUGCACAGCAGAGUGUGUGUACGGAUAUAUUGAUGCAAAUGCAGAAGUCCACAUAUUCACGCAAAAGUCUCGGGGAGUGCUCGUUCCCUCAGAAGAAGAGGCGUCGGGCUUAUUUGGAAUCGACCAACUUCUGGUGCAGGAGGGCACGUCCAAGCCAUUCCACUACCUGGAGGACGCAGAAAAGGACGAGCACUCUGUCAGAAGGAAAACACUGGACAAAGUGAUCAAGCACAUAGAGGAGUCUGGCCUCACACCCCAGGCCAGAAGCAAGCCUUCGCUGUGCGUGGAAAAUAGCUAG
Molecule: messenger RNA, 600 nt
Organism: Nematocida major
Lineage: Eukaryota; Fungi; Microsporidia
Product: inosine triphosphate pyrophosphatase
Exons: 1
Coding region: 1-600 (199 amino acids)
Biological process (GO): nucleoside triphosphate catabolic process
Cellular component (GO): cytoplasm
Molecular function (GO): nucleoside triphosphate diphosphatase activity
Source: RefSeq, a predicted model, not a curated record